ACGACAGAAGCCCUCCCGCAGCCAUUGGAGCAUGAUUUCAGAAAGAAAAACUGGGGCGAGGCCAGUGGUAUUGGAAAUAUAUAAGGACUCGAGAGCAACCGGGCAGCUAGACUGAGGAAGCUCUUUUCUCCGUCUCUUAAUGGGAUACGUACAGGAAGCACGCGAGAAUCACGUCAAGAAGAAGGUGGAAGAAGCUUUAAGAAGCAAAAUGAAGCAGAAGGCUCUAAAGGAGUGUGACCAGUACACUUCAAAGUAUGCUCAAUGCGCUGUGGGAAGAACAUUAUCUGUUGUUUGGCAAUGUCGGAUACAAGCUAAAGAGUUGAAUGAUUGCCUCCAUCAAUACACCAAUGAUGCUGUUUUGGAAGAAAUGAAGAGACAAUAUAUGCUUCAACAGGACGGCAAGGGAUCUGCAGGAGAAGUCUAAGCUCAUUCUUUUGAAUGGCAUCCAUUUUAUGCUAUAUUCAAAGAGUUGUACAAUUUGUUAUUUAAUGAAAGGUGUAAGGGUGGGAUUAGUCCGAGGUAUUAGAACAUCAUAGAUCAACAUGGAGUUUUCUGACUGGAAUUUCGGUCCAAUCUAUUUAAGAUUCUGGUAACAACACUUCUAUUUGGUUCUGAGUUGCACCAAGACAACAUUGCUUCUUCUAAGGUUCCGUUUGGAUGUUGAGUUGAGUUUAAAUGAAUUAAGUUAUUUAUUAA
Carya illinoinensis is the source of this 696-nucleotide messenger RNA. RefSeq lists its product as uncharacterized. Gene Ontology annotation, cellular component: mitochondrion. NCBI's taxonomy places the organism in Eukaryota, Viridiplantae, Streptophyta, Magnoliopsida, Fagales, Juglandaceae. The record is from RefSeq and is a predicted model, not a curated record. The coding region runs from base 140 to 424 and encodes 94 amino acids. The transcript has 3 exons.